Hydra vulgaris (swiftwater hydra) is the source of this 2795-nucleotide messenger RNA. RefSeq lists its product as uncharacterized. The record is from RefSeq and is a predicted model, not a curated record. Gene Ontology annotation, molecular function: protein binding. Gene Ontology annotation, cellular component: nucleus. Lineage: Eukaryota; Metazoa; Cnidaria; Hydrozoa; Anthoathecata; Hydridae.
AGUACAAAGUAAAAAAAAUGGGGAAAAAAAGGAGUAAAAAUAAAUCUUCUAAAAAAAAAGGUGCAAUUGAAUCUGAUACAUUUGUAAAUUUAAAUAUUGAAGAUGAACUUAAAAAUAUACCAGAAAAUUUAAUUCAAGAAGGAAAUGAUUCUAGUGUAAGUGACAGUGUUAUUGAAAAUAAUCAAUUGGAUUUUUAUGAUGUAAGUGAUCCAGAAGAAAGCAUCUCUAAUAUAAAAUCUUUGAAAGAACAAAAACUGAAUGAAAAGCUCCAAGAUGAAAGGCUAAGAGCAAUUUUAACAAACACUAAUAAAAACACUGAAAAAAUUUCUCUUAACGUAAAGUAUCAAAGAACUAGGCGCUAUGAUAACACUGGAGAAUAUCGAAUUGGUCCAAGUUUUAUUUCUAAAUCUCGGUUAUCAUACCUUGAUGAAAGCAAACCAGCAAAACUUUCAGUCGAACCAACUAAAAUGAAAUCAGUUGAGUUUGGUUUGUUAAUAUAUUUUUGGAAAUUUACUGAUCAGUAUGAUAAACAAGAAAUAGAUCUGGACUUCGUGCAGUCUUUAAUAGAUUCUGGUUGUGACAUAAAUUGCAGAGAUGAAUAUGGGCAAACAAUUUUGCAUGCCAUUGUCAGAGAUUGGCACCCAGAUGUAGCAUUGUUUGCCAUUCACAACAACAUUGAUGUAAAUGUGCAAGAUAAGUAUGGUCGAAGUCCUCUUCAUUUGGCAGCAGCACUUAAUUGUAAAGAAAUGGCAAAAGUGCUUUUGGAUAAUGGAGCUGAUAUAGAGCUAUUAACAGAAAAUGAAAAGCAAUCACCAACACAUUUUGCUGCAAAGUAUAACUCAGUUGAAACACUCACUGUUUUAUUGCGGAAACAUGGAAGUUUUUUCUUAAAGGAUUCUGAGGGUAAAACGCCAUUAUUCUUGGCUGCGGAAUACGGUUCUUCUAAAACUGCACAACUUUUGUUAGACCUUGAAGCUCCUAUUGGGGUGUAUGACAAUGAUGGCAAUUUCUGCUUAUCUUAUUUAAUAGAAAAAAUGCCAGAUGUAGCUUAUCAAGCCCUUAAUCAGUUUAAAGUUGCAAAUAUAUCAUUGGGAAGAAAUGAAGUUUAUUUAAGUUAUUUGGAAAAAAAUCCUAAUUCAAAAGUUGGUAAUUUUACAAAAGUUCCACUAGAGAUGAUUACUAUUUAUGAUGAGUAUGAUCUUAUUAUGCAUCCAGUGAUUCAAACAAUGCUUGAAGUUAAAUGGAAAAAACUAGGUCGUUUCAUUACUCUUCGCCAGUUGUUUAUAUUAUUUAUUUACCUUUCAUGUUGGAUGGUAUUAGCUUACUUGUUUGAUCCAUCAGGAAUUUAUUACAAGCCUCUUAAAGUGAAAGGUUGGAAAAUUAUUUUGGAAAUUAUUAUCAUUGCUGCUGCAGUUUUUUUUUUCUAUGAGGAUGUUACAAGAAUUAGGGAGACCGUUAAAGCCCAAACAGCAUGGGUUGAAAUGAGAAGGCACAAGCUUCGCUCAAAAUAUCCAUAUUGUCAUCCAGCAUGGCCUAGUGACCGACAAAAUGUUGAUGUUGAAAUAGAAAGGCUUCAAGGGUCACCUAGUCUUGCAAAGAAACAACAAUUUUGGAUUUUUUAUGAAUUUAGUAUGUUGAUAAUUAUUGCAGCUAUUAUUAUUACAAGAAUAAUUGAUGCUUACAUUUCAACAAAAGCAUCUUACCUUACUCACAAAUGUAUAUUUGCAAUUGGCUUGAUGAUAUCGUUUUUGCGUGUUUUGAAAAUUUGCAUUCGAUUUAGAUAUUUUGCUGUAUAUCUAAAGGUUGCAGGUCUUGCAAUUAGAGCUUUUAUACAAAUUGCUUUUUUUUACCUGCAAUUCUUUAUUCCUUUUGUCGCAGUAUUUUGGGUAACAUUUGGUGUUGUUCCUGUUGCAAAUUCAAAUGUGGACAAUUCAAAUAUAUCAAAUUUGUCUAACACCACUAAUUUUACGGAGUCGUAUAAUUUCAGCACUGCCACAAAUAUAAGCAAUUUCUUGAGUACAACAAUCUCUACUACUUCCUCUACAACAAUUUCUGAAGAUUUAGAUCUUAGAGGUUUAGAUGGCAUUUUUUACCAUGUUUAUGAAUCUUCUUUUGGACAAGAUGAUUUAUUCAUGUUAUCAACGUAUGAUAAAUAUGCUGCACAGACUUUAAUAUCACUUUAUACUAUUUUCACAACAUUUAUUUGUUUAACUGUUUUAGUUGCAUUAAUUACAUCAGCAUUUACAACAUCAUACAAAAAAUGUGUUGCACAGGCAUCUUUACUUCAAGCCUCUAUGUUACUUCAGUUUGAGAAAAAAUUGAGUAAAAAACAGCAGAAAGAAAUGGCUUUUUAUUAUGCGCAAGAGUGCACACCGCUAAUAAUAAAAGAAGAUGUAAGCAAAGAGUCUGCAGAAUCUGUUAUUCGAAACUUAACUUCCAAGCUUGAGCGAACCGAAAGGAAUUUAGCUGAUAUAAAUGAAAUUAUAUUUGAGGCUGAAAAAAAAGAAAAUGAAGAAGGUAUAUCGGCUAAAAGAGAAAUCCUUGAAAACAUUUUUACUAACAUCUCUCUUUUAAAAGAAAAACAAAAAGAAAAUGAACUUGUAUCCAAGGCAGCACUCAAAGAUCUUGCUGAAAAAGAGACUCACAUCAAUAGAUGCAUCACAAAAUUGAUUAAGCUACAAGCGUCAACAAGCAUUCCAAAAAAAUAAAUUUAGGAAUUCCUUUUUGAAAACAGUUGAGUUUUAUUGUUUUUCCAAUUAAUUUAAAUGCUAUUUUUCUAAAAUUUAAUUUACAAC